CUGAUCUACAACAACUGGUCUCCGUGUCGUCAGUUUCUUCUUCAAACUCUGUUUACUCGGUCUUAUUAUAAUCUGCAUUAUACAUAUAUAACUCUCCCCAAAUCAUACCCAUCUUUAAUCUCCCCUAAUCCUUCGACCCUAUUGAGGGAUUUCAUCAGGCCCUGACCAACACAAUAAAAAUCACAUCUUUAUUCUUAAAAAUCAAAUCUUUACAAGAAUUAUGGGGAAAGGAGGUGCCAUCUCUCAAGGGGUGCUCAAGAAAAUCUUGCUUUCAUACACCUAUGUUGCUGUCUGGAUCUUCCUCAGCUUCUCUGUAAUUGUCUAUAACAAGUACAUCUUGGAUCGAAAGCUCUACAAUUGGCCUUACCCCAUCUCACUUACUAUGAUUCACAUGGCCUUUUGCUCUUCACUUGCUUUUGUUCUUGUUAAGUUCUUUAAGGUUGUUGAGCCUGUGACUAUGUCUAAGGAUCUUUAUUUGAAGUCUGUGGUGCCUAUUGGUUUGCUUUAUGCUUUGAGUCUUUGGUUGUCUAAUUCUGCUUAUAUUUAUUUGUCUGUUUCGUUUAUACAAAUGUUGAAGGCUCUGAUGCCUGUGGCUGUUUAUUCGAUUGGGGUUAUGUUUAAGAAGGAAUCGUUCAAGUCGGAUACUAUGGUGAAUAUGGUUUCUAUUAGUUUUGGUGUGGGGAUUGCGGCUUAUGGCGAGGCUAAGUUUGAUGUUUUUGGGGUGGUUUUGCAAUUAGGGGCUGUGGCAUUUGAGGCUACGAGGUUGGUUUUGAUACAAAUUUUGUUGAAUGCCAAGGGGAUUAAGUUGAAUCCGAUUACUUCGUUGUAUUAUGUUGCCCCUUGUUGCUUGGUGUUUUUGUCGGUUCCUUGGUUUAUUGUGGAGUUACCUGUGUUGAUGGCGACUUCGAGUUUUCAUUUUGAUUUCUUGGUUUUUGGGACGAAUUCUGUCUGUGCGUUUGCGUUGAAUUUAGCUGUGUUUUUGCUUGUUGGGAAGACUUCGGCUUUGACUAUGAAUGUGGCUGGGGUGGUUAAAGAUUGGUUGUUGAUUGCGUUUUCUUGGUCUGUGAUUAAGGAUACGGUGACAGGGAUUAAUUUGGUAGGAUACGGAUUGGCUUUCCUGGGUGUUGCAUAUUAUAAUCACGCAAAAUUGCAGGACAUGAAGGCAAAUGAAGCGCAGAAGAAAGAACAGCAGACUGAUGAGGAGGCUGGGCGGUUGUUGGAAGAGAGAGGGAAAGAUGCAGAAGGUAAGAAUGAGUCUGAUAAAUGAAUACAAAAAAUAGAACCACGUACGUAAUGCAGAGCCAAAUGGUGAGUGAGGAUGAGUAAAUGUGGAAUUUAGAUCUCAAGGUCCUUUGUCAGUUGGCAUUUGUUAUGUAGGAGUUCUAAUUGUAGUUUUUUAAUCUGUCAUUUGGAUGUUAUCUAAACGCCUGAGGGACUCCAGGCUUAUUACUUGAUAAUUUCUCUCCUCACUGGACCUAAAUUUUUUAUCCCAUAGCUUCUUCUUUAUUGUU
Molecule: messenger RNA, 1511 nt
Organism: Daucus carota subsp. sativus
Lineage: Eukaryota; Viridiplantae; Streptophyta; Magnoliopsida; Apiales; Apiaceae
Product: probable sugar phosphate/phosphate translocator At4g32390
Exons: 1
Coding region: 221-1267 (348 amino acids)
Cellular component (GO): endosome; Golgi apparatus; trans-Golgi network
Molecular function (GO): antiporter activity
Source: RefSeq, a predicted model, not a curated record